AUGUCCGUCUACAGAAAUAGUUUGGGAUUUCUUGCACAACAUUCUUAUCAAAGUGGGAUCUCGCAGGAAGCCUUCAACAAUGAUCCAAUGGCUAAGUCUGAAAAUGGUGGAUCAAGUGUUCAACCCAAUGGGAACAUGCGUCGUACAACCUUGGUCACUUCACCCACUACGCCACCCCGAAUGGUAGAUCCUUCGUCAAAACAGAAUUCUUCGAGUGCAGCGUAUCAGACGAAUACCUCUUUUCUGCAUCGGCGUUAUCUUUUUAGCCCAUCGCAAGACGAAGAAUCUACUCCCGAUAUUCUGAAGCAUCAACAAGUGGCAACUUCUCUUGGUGAUCCAAAUCAAUUCCAAAACUGCGCUGGGGGGGAAGAAGGCAGUAAUGCUUUUUUAGUAUCAACAAAGGAACUUCAUGGUGAAUCGAAAUUUUCAACAGGCCUAAAUUCUUAUCAAAGACACAUCAAACGGAACGAAAACAGUGGAGGCUCUCUAGGGUUAGCCAAUUCGCGGUUAUCUACCCUAAGGCAUCGCCAAGUAGAAUCGUGUAAUUACGGCCAAGCGGUGCACGCGACGUUCACUCAGAGUUCAUCCUCGCUGCACGACCGAGAGGACGAAGCGAUGAAGCCCAAGGAGACAGCGAGUUCGGCCCCACGUGCACCACAAACCCCCCGCAGCAAACCAUCCACUUUUCUUUCUGCUGAAGAGCAGCAUCCACCUGGAAGAGGUUCCAAUCGUAUGCAAGAAAACAUGCCGUAUGAGGCUUUACAUGCGAAGUAUACUGAGAGCAAGAACCUUGCUUCUGAUCAGGUUCUUUUUGGAAAUCCAAAAGACCUGCAACACCAAUUAACUGAUGAUCGGAAAGCUAUCCAAGCAAAUGUGCCAUAUGCUGCAUCCUUCGAUUGCCAAGAAAACCAGCAUGACUGCAGGAAGGAAUACGAUUACUGUUUCAGGCGACAAAGUAUCGUGCCCUCCCCAGAAAAGACAGAUACUCCGCUGUCUUGCUCUUAUUGUAUACCCCACGUCGCUAUAUCCCCGCCUUCCCCACCCUCAAGGGGGUGCAGAGAUCCUGUUGCUUUACACCUUUUUGCAGAAGAAAACAGCUUCGGAAAGUUCUCAGGUAUCCACCAUGACACUAUGCUAGUUAAUAAGGAUUCUGAUCUUGCCUGUGGUUGCACCCCUGAAAAGAUAGCUAGUAUUAGAAAAGCAGAUGAUUCAGGGAAUAAAGCAAGGUUCUCUCCAGAAGGUAUUGAUCUGAACUCGUCCCGCAUCCCUCAAAAGGGCGGCUCUCUUGAUAAGGGUAUCGAAAAUGCGUGUGAUACUUCAUCCCUGAGUCUCCUCGCAGAUUACCUUUGUAGCAAAGUCCGAUGGCUCGAGGAAGAAAAUGAGUCUCUACGGCGGUGUGUGCUCCAGAAUUUGGAUGGCUACGGAGGAACUGCAGGUUCUUUUCCUUCAAGGUCCAGUCAACGUGGCUGCGAAAGCUCACAUGGUAUGCAAUCCAGACAACAAGUAGAAGGCAUGAAAGCUGUCGCUCACGGGUCGAGCCACCCUGUAGAAAUCGCAAAAAACGGCACCUCUAAGGACCAACAUGGUAAUCUUGUGGACGAUGUUGCUUUCCGCGGAUCCCUAUCUACUCGGAAGAAAGAAACCCAUGUAUACGAAGAAACCACAUCGCGUGCCUCAAAAAUUUCUGCUGCUGAGCACAAAGAAAGGCAAUCUAUUCGAUUAGAGGAAAGAUCCCCUCCUUUCCAAGCAUCACCAACUUGUGCGUUGACUUCAUACAAAGCAGAUUUGCAUUCUCCGUCACGCAACCACGACGAAAAAAGCGAUAUAGCGGCCUACGUGCCCACCCUUAAUAUGCGCUAUAACACGGUGCACGAGUCUGGACAGGGCGUUAAAAAAAGUACCAGCGCGUUCAAUGCCUCUUAUGUUGCACGGGACCCCUAUAAAAGGCAGGAUUCUGCUUUCAACGGCAGCUGGAAACAUGAUUUGGGAAGCCAAGGAUUCAUUUUUGGAGGUGGUAGCGCUGCUGCCGAGGGCCCCGACGAUUAUGGUGCUAAGUGUGGUAGGAUUUCAACGAAUGAAGUGGGGCCUGAGAGCAAGCGCCAUAUCACGCCGAGCCGGUCUAACCCCUUGUCUUGCAAUGCCUCAAAUGAGGUUCAACCCCCCAGCAGGCUCACGCACGAGGAUAUUUCUCGAUUAGAUGCCUAUUACAGCUACCUGUAUGCUACACAUCAGUAUCUUUCGGGGUUACAUAACGCAAUCUCGUCUACCGGUAAGAAGCUACAAGGUAUUCUUAGCGCCACCUUGCCACCAAAAAAAGAUUUUUCCUUCAAUAGAGAUACGGAUUUCAAGACAGGUGCAACUUUUCGAAGUUCCAAUGAACCCGCCCCGGCAAAUAUCGAGAUGCCAUUUCUAAGGUACGGCGCUGAGGGAGUUCCAACACAUGCAUGGGGAAAAGGAAUAAAAAGUUUAAGGGCUAGUCCCCGUCGCUUUUCAGAAGACUUUCGCUACUCAUCGCAUAUGAGUGAAAAAGACGGUACUUGUGCGAGGUUCGCGAGUAAUGACCAUUUCGUUUGCGAGCACGAGUUUUCGAGACCUAAGCAGCUAGUACUCUUUCCUAUGUCGGCACGUUCAACCACUAAAGGAAUAAAAUUAAUCUCAAGAUCAUCAACUCGCCCUCCAUUUGGAUUAUGUUCUAAUGCGCAUAAUGCACACUGGACGCAACACACAGACGCUUCCUGUAAAAUUCAACCGCUUACUGCAAACGGUGCAAAAGCAACACCAAUGUUCCAAAAUAAAAGGGGUAUUUCUUUCCAAGGUGACGUUGUGCGUUCGUCAGAAAUGGAAGAUAAGCCUGUGGGUACACCUGAUGCCCGCACAAUGACAUUUGGUAGAUAUCCUUCUUUCUGGCAACGAAGCACACCAUUAGCUUCUCAAACACCGAUAACUGCGCCGUUGGCUCCAAUUACUCAUUCCUCAAAAAUUAACGUGGAUAAAUUAACAGACGAACGCACUACGUGUAUCCGCAACGUUCUUGAGGGCGACCACAAAAACUGCACGCCAUCGUUAGAGGAUCAAGAUGAAGGGGAGGGGAACAUCAGAAAACGAUUUGAAGUGUCGCCUUGUCGAAGUAAUCGAACUCCUCAGUCUUCUAGAUCCUGCAUGAAAUCCUGUAUUGAUCCCUAUUCGCAUUCGCCCUUUGUCAACUCAAUGAGUGCAGGGAAAAGGAAAGCAAAUGGAAGAAGUCGCUUUAGUUUACAUAAAAGCCUUGUUAGUUAG
Phytomonas sp. EM1 is the source of this 3276-nucleotide messenger RNA. NCBI's taxonomy places the organism in Eukaryota, Euglenozoa, Kinetoplastea, Trypanosomatida, Trypanosomatidae. The record is from the annotation of a GenBank genome assembly.